AUGGAGAUGAAGUAUUUCCUGCCCGUGCUCACAAGCCCCGUUCAUGUGCGCGUGUAUUUCCGCUCGCCCCCCCUUUUCGGCUGCAGCUCCACUGUCGCCAACAUGCCCCUCGCGAAGGACUUGUUGCAUCCGACGCCAGAGGAGGAGAAGAGAAGUCACAAGAAGAAGCGUCUCGUACAAAGUCCCAACUCUUAUUUUAUGGAUGUCAAAUGCCCAGGCUGUUAUAAGAUCACUACAGUGUUUAGUCACGCACAGACAGUGGUCUUAUGUGUAGGAUGCUCUACAGUACUGUGCCAGCCCACCGGAGGAAAGGCGCGCCUCACAGAAGGAUGCUCAUUCAGGAGGAAGCAGCACUAGUCUCUCAUUGACCAUUAUGCAAGGACGAGGGAGACUACGGGAGGAGAGACAGGGUUGGUCUCUUCACAGGGAUUUCAGUGACUCCGAGGCUGUGUUUCUGAUCUAUAACGGGGCAGUGGAGAUCAAGGCUAAACCGAGAAGAGGGCUAGAAAACUUGGAAUGUCAAAGUGCUGUCUGAACACAGAGCAUGUGAGGUGUAUUACCACCAAACCUGUCUCUCUUUCCCUCUCUUACUAAAAUAAAGGUUCAUUUUUCAUUUA
Molecule: messenger RNA, 617 nt
Organism: Carassius gibelio (silver crucian carp)
Lineage: Eukaryota; Metazoa; Chordata; Actinopteri; Cypriniformes; Cyprinidae
Product: 40S ribosomal protein S27
Exons: 5
Coding region: 1-357 (118 amino acids)
Biological process (GO): ribosomal small subunit assembly; translation
Cellular component (GO): cytosolic small ribosomal subunit; ribosome
Molecular function (GO): structural constituent of ribosome; RNA binding
Source: RefSeq, a predicted model, not a curated record